Messenger RNA from Beauveria bassiana ARSEF 2860, 1617 nucleotides. RefSeq names its product MBOAT family protein. The transcript has 5 exons. Gene Ontology annotation, biological process: glycerophospholipid biosynthetic process; lipid modification. The record is from RefSeq and is a predicted model, not a curated record. Lineage: Eukaryota; Fungi; Ascomycota; Sordariomycetes; Hypocreales; Cordycipitaceae. Bases 1 to 1617 code for a protein of 538 amino acids. Gene Ontology annotation, molecular function: 1-acylglycerophosphocholine O-acyltransferase activity; 1-acylglycerol-3-phosphate O-acyltransferase activity. Gene Ontology annotation, cellular component: endoplasmic reticulum; membrane.
AUGAUCCCCUUGAUCAACAAGCCAUUCGAAGCUCUAUCGGGCAUUGUUGGAUCAAACCCCGAUGAGCUCAAGAUCAUCUUCUCCUUUCUGCUCUCCUACCCACUGGCUGGCCUUUUGAAGCGCAUACCUGAUGCAAAGCCGGCUUAUAAGAAUGUAUUCAUCAUUGGCACCUCCUUGUUCUACCUCGUUGGGCUCUUCGACCUGUGGAGCGGCCUUCGCACCAUUGCCAUCAGCUCUGUCGGUGCGUAUUGCAUUGCAAAAUACCUGCAGAAAAGCCCAUAUAUGCCAUGGCUUGGUUUCCUCUUUCUGAUGGCGCACAUGUCCAUCAGUCAUAUUCAGCGUCAGACUCGGAAUGAUCCAUCCGCUAUCGAUAUUACUGGCGCGCAAAUGGUCCUCCUCAUGAAACUGAGUGCCUUUUGCUGGAAUCUUGCCGACGGUCAGCUUCCUGAGGAUCAACUAACUGAUUUCCAAAAAGAGCGCUCUUUGAAGGAGGUACCCGAACUACUGGACUAUUGUGCGUACGUGAUGUUCUUUCCCUCUCUUCUCGCCGGUCCUGCCUUUGACUAUAUCGAUUAUCAGCGAUGGAUCGACACGACCAUGUUCGAUAUUCCUGCAGGUGUCGACCCAUCCAAGAAGCCCCCGUCGCGAAAGAAGCGAAGGAUUCCUCGUAGUGGGACGCCGGCUUUAAUAAAGGCCCUCACUGGUCUCGUCUGGGUCGGCCUCUUCGUUCUCUUGGCUGGCUACUUUAAUCAUCAAGUCCUGAUCUCGGACACAUACAUGCAGAAAGGCUUCCUCAAUCGCGUCUUUAUCAUGUACGCGACUGGAGUCGUCACUCGUCUCAAAUAUUACGGCGUCUGGACCCUGACUGAAGGGGCCUGCAUACUUGCUGGCCUCGGAUAUAAUGGUGUUGACUCCGUCACUGGCAAGGUUUCGUGGAACCGUCUACAGAACAUUGAUCCCAUCGGUGUGGAGACGGCACAAAAUCCGCGAGCCUAUCUCGGUGGCUGGAACAUGAACACGAAUCACUGGCUGCGCAAUUACGUAUACCUUCGUGUUACCCCCCGAGGCAAGAAGCCCGGCUUUCGAGCUAGCAUGAUCACCUUUGCUACCAGUGCUCUUUGGCACGGCUUCUACCCCGGCUACUAUCUCACUUUCAUUCUUGCGAGCUUGAUACAGACUGCAGCCAAGAACUUCCGACGCCAUGUUCGGCCAUUCUUCUUGGAGGCAAACACGGGAGAGCCGACUAAGAACAAGAAGUACUAUGACCUUGCCAGUUUCUUCAUCACACAGGUGACCUUUUCAUUUGCUACCAUGCCGUUCCUAGUGCUCAGCUUCAGAGGAUCUCUCUUGGCAUGGUCUCGCGUCUACUUCUACGCCCUCGUUUGGACCCUUACUUCGCUGGCCUUCUUUGCCUCCCCAGGCAAGACUCUCCUAAAAAAGCAGCUUGAGAAGCGACAAGGAAAGGCCAACGCGAAGCUUGUCCGGUCCCUCAGCACUGAUAGUCUCACGGGCAACCACCCGAUUCUCGGUAUCUCCAAAGACCCCGAGAGAGAUAUUUCUGAAGCCAUGGAAGAGAUUCGUAUCGAGGUUGAGGCGCUUCAGAAGAAAACUUCCUGA